GACAGCCAACGCUGCGGCGUGAAGAAGUAGAUCUGUUUCCGGUUCCGGACCAGCAGUAUCCUCUGGAAAGGAGAAAUGUUGUCUCGGUUCUCGCGGUUCGGGCUCGCUUUGCCCCGAACCCUCUCCGCUCCACCGGCCCGGUUCGUGUCCCAGACCAAACCGAGCAGCGCCACCGGUUCGGCGGCGGUGACCGAGCUGCACCGCCGCGAGGAGAGUUCGGACCACGGUGAGGUCAGCCCGUAUGUCAAGAAUCCUGAAUAUCAUGGCUUCUCCGACGACCCGGUGGAGGAUGAGUGGAACAUGAAGGUCGGCUUCUUCUUCGGUGUCUCGGUGGCUCUCGUUAUCGGAGGAACGUACCUUCACUAUUUACCAGAAGCCGGAAUGCGUUCCUGGGCCAGGAGGGAAGCCGAGCAGCUGAUCCUGCUCCGAGAAAAGGAAGGCGUUCCGCUCAUCGGGGAAAACUACUACGACACAAACAAAAUCAUCCUGCCGUCCUCUGAGGACAAAUAAUCCACUCUGGUCUCACUGCUGUAAAUCUCUAUGGUAGAAUAAAUAAUCUCAUUGGAUUGUGUAAAUA
Nothobranchius furzeri (turquoise killifish) is the source of this 577-nucleotide messenger RNA. It is a transcript of the gene ndufb11, whose product is annotated as NADH:ubiquinone oxidoreductase subunit B11. NCBI's taxonomy places the organism in Eukaryota, Metazoa, Chordata, Actinopteri, Cyprinodontiformes, Nothobranchiidae. The record is from RefSeq and is a predicted model, not a curated record.